AUGAAUUAUCAGCGACAAUUUGAUUAUGAUAUCACUACUUCAGAGUUACUCCAAAAACUAAGAAAUUUAAAUGAUGAAAAAUCCUAUUUGAAAAGCGACAAGAAAGUCAUUUUGAUGUGUGGCUUUUUUGAAAAUAGUCAUUUAUGCUAUCAUUUACAAUUAACAAAUGCACAUUAUAAGCCAGUUAUAUUUAAUGUUGAAUGUCCACGUGGACGUGCUUUUGGUGCAACGCCACAUAUUGGCGUUGUGAUGCCACAAUGCAAAAUUAUCAUUUAUUGUACAUUUCAUUCGGAGCGUAUCACACGUGUACCUGAUGACGGAAUUUAUAUUUAUAGUAUUUUUCAAAAAGCAGUUAAUUAUGAUCAAUUUAGUAAUUCACAAAGUGAUAAGGAAAAAGAACGAAUAGCACGAAAAAUUUGGUCACAACAUCGUGGUAAAUGCUUCGAAUGUCUUCGUCUACCGGUAGCUUUUGAACCACGACGGGCAGCGGUACAUGAACAACACAUUGAGGUCUACUGUGAUGAAAUAACUGGUAAAUUUCAAUAUAUUGCACCGAAAUUAUCAAAGGAGGAAUUACCAACCAGUCAACUACCAUCUGCUAAAGAAAUGCAAUAA
This is a messenger RNA of Brugia malayi, 615 nucleotides long. RefSeq lists its product as uncharacterized. The transcript has 4 exons. Lineage: Eukaryota; Metazoa; Nematoda; Chromadorea; Rhabditida; Onchocercidae. The record is from RefSeq and is a predicted model, not a curated record. The coding region runs from base 1 to 615 and encodes 204 amino acids.